Pyrus x bretschneideri (Chinese white pear) is the source of this 3830-nucleotide messenger RNA. RefSeq names its product syndetin. Gene Ontology annotation, cellular component: EARP complex. The coding region runs from base 160 to 3522 and encodes 1120 amino acids. The record is from RefSeq and is a predicted model, not a curated record. Lineage: Eukaryota; Viridiplantae; Streptophyta; Magnoliopsida; Rosales; Rosaceae. Gene Ontology annotation, molecular function: SNARE binding. Gene Ontology annotation, biological process: retrograde transport, endosome to Golgi; endocytic recycling. The transcript has 25 exons.
AUUAAGAAUAACAAGAUUAGCCGAUGAGACUGAGAGACCUCCAAGUCUACAAAAGCAACGACAAUUCCUCCACACCCACACAGAGUCGCAGACUCACACUGAAACCAUCAGAUCCAAAACCGCGAUCGCAGCUCCUUCCUGCAAUGGAUUUUGCACCGCAUGAUCUCGGAGGUUCGAAUUGAAAUGCGGCCGAACCUGUCUCCCUUCGGCAGCGUUUUGGCGAAUCCGUUUGUGUUUAAUGGCGAUUUGAGCGAGGGCUUUGAGAGCCCUGGGGUUUUGUUCUUGGUCCCGGUUUUGCUGUUCCAAGGUGGUGCAAUGGAUUUGUCGAAGGUCGGCGAGAAGAUUCUCAGCUCGGUUAGGUCUGCCACAUCGCUCGGCCUUCUUCCUUCUGCUUCUGAUCGUCCGGAGGUUCCUGCACGAGCUGCGGCUGCUGCAGCUGUUGCUCGUGCGAUUGCUGGACUGCCUCCACAUCAAAGGUUUAGUCUCUCAUCAAGCUCAGAAGAAUUGAUCUCAAUAUAUGGAAGCAGACAUCACGGUCAAGAAGUGGAGGAGACAGAGGAAGAAUUUUAUGAAGAGGACUUUGAUCCAGUUAGACGUAUUUUGGAGCAUAUUCCAUCUGAAGAAAGUGAGCUGGCUUAUUUUGAGAGACAGGCCACUCUUAGAUUGGCCCAACUGGAUAGAGUAGCUGAACGUUUAUCCCGCAAUGUUAUGGAACAUCACGAAGUAAUGGUGAAGGGGAUGCAUUUGGUCAGGGAAUUGGAGAAAGACUUGAAAGUUGCAAAUGUCAUCUGUAUGAAUGGAAGGCGGCAUCUGACCUCAUCAAGGAAUGAGGUUUCUAGGGAUCUCAUCGUAAAUUCCAAUUCCAAAAAGAAACAAGCUCUUCUGGACAUGCUUCCUGUUUUAACUGAGCUUGGCCAUGCACUGAAAAUGCAAGCAGAGCUUGAGUUUCUGGUUGAGGAAGGAAAUUACUGCAAGGCCUUUCAAGUCCUGUCUGAAUAUUUACAGCUGUUAGAUAGUUUUUCAGAACUUUCUGCAGUACAAGAGAUGAGCCGUGGUGUAGAGGUUUGGCUGGGAAAAACUCUUCAAAAGCUGGAUUCCUUGUUGCUAGGAGUGUGCCAGGAGUUCAAUGAGGAGGGCUAUACAACUGUGGUUGAUGCUUAUGCACUAAUUGGGGAUAUCUCUGGCCUUGCUGAGAAGAUACAAAGUUUCUUUAUGCAGGAAGUUCUAUCAGAAACCCACUCCAUAUUGAAGAAUAUUGUGCAAGAGGAUCAGGGAUUUCACAUGCAAAAUAGUCGACUUACCUACAGCGAUCUAUGCCUUCAGAUACCUGAACCAAAGUUUAGGCAGUGUUUGUUAAACACACUAGCUAGCCUUUUCAAAUUGAUGUGUUCAUAUCAUGAAAUCAUGGGCUUUCAGCUGGAUAAUAGGGAUUCAGCCCGUAAAACUCCAAGCAUGACACGGAAGGAAAGUGACAUCUCUCCGACUCCAGGAGGGGUUCAGCAAAUUUCACCUCCUUGUUCUUCCCAAAAAGUUAAUGGCUCUCUCGUCGAAUAUGUAGAUAUAGUGCCCGGUUCAGCCUACAUAGAUGAUCCUACAACAACCUGCUCUGCGGUUGAAUCUACAGGAAACACAACUUCCACUAGUUGUCAAAAUUUAGUUGAUGAGGCAAGUAAGGAUGACAGUACAACAUCAACAAGUGGAUCCCCGUGGUAUCAACUGAGGAAAGAUGCCACAGCAUUUGUUUCACAAACCCUUCAGAGGGGACGCAAAAAUCUCUGGCAACUCACAACUACUCGUGUAUCGGUCUUGCUUUCUUCAACUUCUGUUUCUUCUGCUAGCAUACACCAAUUCUUGAAAAACUAUGAAGAUCUGGGUGUCUUCAUCUUGGCCGGGGAAGCAUUUUGCGGAUUUGAAGCAGCUGACUUCAGGAAGAAGUUGAAGGCAGUAUGUGAAAAUUAUUUUGUAGCUUUUCAUCGGCAGAAUAUAUAUGCGCUUAAAAUGGUGUUGGAAAGAGAAAUUUGGUUGAUAAUGCCACCAGAUACAGUACAAGAAAUUACAUUUCCUGGGCUUGCCGGUGACGGAGCACCUAUAAUUGUUUCGUCUGAGGGUAAGUCUAAUGCCAGGGUUCUACAUUCUAAGCCUACAAGUGUUGUUGACACCGGCACCAAGAAGAGUGGAUUCUCUAAUUGGCUUAGAAAUGGAAACCCCUUUUUGUUAAAGCUGGCACAUACGUCCAAAGAAAGUCUUAAAUGGAAUGGCACAACUGGUGAAUUUGAUGGUAAUUUUAGUCAAAGGCUUGGUGAUAAGGUCUCUCCACCAAGCAGUGAUUCAAGACUUUCUAAUGGUGCUAAUUCUGUUUCGGAAGAAGAAAAUGAAGAUCUUCUUGCAGACUUUAUUGAUGAGGAUAGUCAACUCCCAAGUCGAAUUUCGAAACCUAGACUUUCAAGAAAUCAAUCUUUACAUUGUAAUGAUGGAGAAAUCACAGCCCAAACUGGAUCAUCUAUUUGUCUUCUAAGGUCAAUGGAUAAAUAUGCCAGACUUAUGCAGAAAUUAGAAAUAGUCAAUGUUGAGUUCUUCAAGGGAAUAUGCCAGUUGUUUGAGGUAUUUUUUCAUUUUGUGUUUGAAACAUUUGCUCAGCAAAACAGCAAUUCAGGUGGAAAAGGGUCACCAGAUCCGAUUAAUUAUCGGCUGAAGACAGCCUUGUCCAGAAUACAACAAGACUGUGACCAGUGGAUAAAGGCCCCGUCAUCUUCAUCCACAUCUCUAAAUUCUUCAUUUGCAGACAUCACGCCAAUGAGUCCUCCCAGUAACACACCAGGAACAUCCUUUGGUCUCAAGGAAAGAUGCGCAGGUGCUGACACUAUCUCCCUUGUUGCUCGAAUAUUGCAUAGAUCUAAAGCUCAUCUCCAGACAAUGCUACUUCAGAGUAAUGCUGCUGUAGUUGAAGACUUCUAUGCACAUCUGGUUGAUGCUGUACCAGAUCUUGUAGAGCACAUUCAUAGGACAACUGCAAGACAACUGCUCCAUAUUAAUGGUUAUGUGGAUCGGAUAGCCAAUGCAAAAUGGGAAGUAAAAGAGCUUGGACUAGAGCAUAAUGGGUAUGUUGAUUUGUUAUUGGGAGAAUUCAAGCACUAUAAAACAAGGCUUGCUCAUGGAAGAAUCCGCAAGGAGGUUCAAGACCUCCUCUUAGGAUAUGGACUUGAAAUUGUUGCCCAAACUCUCAUAGAAGGUCUCUCCCGUGUCAAGAGGUGUACAGAUGAAGGGCGGGCUCUCAUGUCGUUGGAUCUACAGGUUUUGAUCAAUGGCCUGCAGCAUUUUGUGGCCAUGAACGUGAAGCCCCAUUUACAAAUAGUUGAAGCCUUCAUUAAGGCAUACUAUCUCCCGGAAACUGAAUAUGUGCACUGGGCACAUGCUCACCCGGAAUACACAAGAAAUCAAAUCGUUGGGUUGAUCAACCUUGUUGCCACUAUGAAAAGUUGGAAGAGAAAAACCAGAUUGGAGGUGUUAGAAAAGAUUGAAUGAGCAUGCAACUUCGGAUAAGCGUGGUAGGUUUUUUAAUCAUUAGAACCUCACACGUUGCUUGUCACUCACUUUCCAGUUAAUUUUUUUUCUAAUGAGCCAUGUAUAUUCGACUUUUCAUCGUUACGUCGAUUUAGGUUGUAUAUCUUCUCGUGUCUGAGUUUGUAAUAUAUUGUCAUCCCUGAUAGGGACGAUUAAGUGUAUUUUCGGAUCACAUGAGUCUUGAAAUAAUGAUAAACCAAGAGGAAAAGAUACAAUUGUAAUAACGAGAUUACAUCAAACUAGUAAAGCUUCGACGCAGUUUUCCGUUA